Molecule: messenger RNA, 378 nt
Organism: Hepatospora eriocheir
Lineage: Eukaryota; Fungi; Microsporidia; Hepatosporidae
Source: the annotation of a GenBank genome assembly
AUGGGUAACAAUAGAAAAAGAUCAAAAAAUAAAAACACUAAUUUAAUAAAAGCAGGAGAAGAUGAUUUAUAUGCGAUAAUAAUGCAGCCAUUAGGACAAGCACAAUUUAAAAUAUUUUGUUCAGACUCAACAGUGAGAAUAGGAAAAGUUAAAGGAUCGAUGCAAAAGAGAGAGUGGAUUAGAGAGAAUGAUAUAGUUUUAGUAACUAAGGGAAUAGGAAGGUCAGAUAAUUGUGAAAUUGUAUUGAGAUAUAGGGAUGAGCAUAUACAACAGUUAAAAGAGUGUAGAGCAAUAACUGAUGAAUUAUUAAAUCCAAAGAUUAUUGAUGAAUACAAUCCAAUUAACAAUCCAGUAGAUGAAACUUUUGACUUGCUUUAA